CGCACUCAAUUUGUUGGAUAUUUACUCUUUCUUUAGAAAGACUACAUUGUCUUGGUAUACUCAGCAAUCUAAUCAUCAUCUUCUCAUAUGCUCAUAUGGCAACGUGGAGGUGUCAAGACCAGCUAUCGUCCGAAUGUGGUACAGUAGCAGAUUCCAGAAACGUUCUACCAUGCUUGCGGAGAAACAAUGACAAUAAUCUUUCGGAUAAUGUUGCUCCCCCACACUUGACUAUUUACUAAAUGCCGAGGUCUAAGCAGGGAGCUAGUCAAUUGAUCUUCAUUAUCCAACUCUCACUGUUUAAUCACCAUGGAUGUGUAUCUGCCUUGGAAGUCUCAGUUGCGCCAUAGAAGCUUGCAAAGAUGUCAAUUCGGAGCAGACAUACCCCGAUUAUUGUUGGCGUAGGCGAUAUCAGGAACGUCUCCACCAAAAUCGAAGAUGCGCGCGAACCGGCGGAUUUGAUGCUUGAUGCAAUUCAGCAGGCUCUUCGGGAUACUGGAUUGGGUUCGAUAACGAGCUUGAGGUCACAGAUUGAUAGUAUUGAUGUUGUCAGAACAUGGACUUUCGCUUAUGGCGAUCUUCCUGGUCUUUUGGCAAAGAGGCUCAAUAUUGCUUCGCCCCUGAAACAUAAACUAUACACUGCCAAUGGCGGAAAUCAGCCUGCAAAGAUUCUCGAUGAAGCUGCCCGUCGAAUAUCACGGGGAGAGAAUAAACUCGCUCUCGUGACUGGAGGUGAAGCUCUGGCUUCAGCGGCCACAUGUUCAAAAUUGAACAAUUAUCCGCCCCCUGGCUGGACACCUGCCGACGGAAAUGCCGAGAUAUUCUCUCCAGGAGAGCUUGGUCAACGUGGCGACACUGGAAGCACUCAUAUGAUGGGAGCACCAAUUCAGAUAUAUCCUCUCUACGAGAACGGUCUUCGAGUCCGCCGUGGACAGUCGUUCAAUGAUAAUAACAAUGAAUCGGCGACUCUAUAUGCUCGAUUCAGCGAAAUCGCGUCCAAUCAUCCAUUUGCGUGGAAUUAUGGAAAGCCUCCAAUGGACGCAAAGGAAAUAGGAACAAUAUCCAAAACGAAUCGCAUGAUAUGCUAUCCUUAUCCGCUUUUCAUGAAUGCAUUCAAUACGGUGAACAUGGCAGCGGCAUGCUUGUUGACUUCCACAGAACAUGCCAGAGAACUUGGUAUAGCUGAGGAGAGAUGGAUUUAUGUACUCGGUGGUGCAGGGACAGAAGAGAGUAAAAAAUUUUGGGAACGGUCGAAUUACCACUCAAACGCAGCAAUUUCUCGCUCUAUUGACGAGGGUCUACGUGUAUCAGGGCUCAAGGCCGAUGACAUUGAUGUUUUUGAUUUCUAUUCAUGUUUUCCAAUAGUGCCCAAAUUGGCAUGCUAUCAUCUAGGGCUUGAUCCAUGCCAUCCUGCAAAACCCAUAACUGCCAUGACGGAAAUUGUUCGACAGCUACGCAAGCCAUCAUCCAAGAAACAACAUGGACUUGUCCUCGCAAACGGCGGCGUUUUAACAUACCAACAUGUCAUAUGUCUAUCCAGACAUCCUCGAAAGGAUGGAGGGACAUAUCCAACUACCAAUCCUCUUCCAGAGACACUUACCGACCUGCCAAUGCCGAAAAUUCUGGAAAAUGCCGAGGGUGAAGCCACCAUCGAGACAUACACAAUCGAGUACAACCGCACCGGAAGACCCGAGACAGGCUACAUAAUCGGCAGAUUGAAGAAUACUGGUAUUAGUAACGAGAACAACGCACGAUUCAUUGCGGUCACGGCAGAUGAGAGGAGUCUCCAACGGCUCGUAGAAUUGGCUGUUUCGGAUGAACCCAUUGGUAAAACGGGGCAUGUAUCUGUUGAAAAUAAUGGCAACGAGAAGGGAAGGAAGAGAAACUUGUUUACAUUCAGGCCGAAGACGAGAUUGUGA
Molecule: messenger RNA, 1916 nt
Organism: Talaromyces stipitatus ATCC 10500
Lineage: Eukaryota; Fungi; Ascomycota; Eurotiomycetes; Eurotiales; Trichocomaceae
Exons: 9
Coding region: 360-1916 (518 amino acids)
Molecular function (GO): acyltransferase activity
Source: RefSeq, a predicted model, not a curated record